Molecule: messenger RNA, 1052 nt
Organism: Cydia fagiglandana
Lineage: Eukaryota; Metazoa; Arthropoda; Insecta; Lepidoptera; Tortricidae
Product: WW domain-binding protein 4
Exons: 7
Coding region: 131-1006 (291 amino acids)
Biological process (GO): mRNA splicing, via spliceosome
Cellular component (GO): nucleus; precatalytic spliceosome
Molecular function (GO): RNA binding; protein binding; zinc ion binding
Source: RefSeq, a predicted model, not a curated record
AUAUUGAGUGUAUAUUGAGUGUAAUGAAACAUUUUGAUUUAUGUAAACAUUUAAUUAAAUCCUUCAGUUACAUUAAUUAAAAAUACUCAAGUUCAAUAAUUGUUUGUGCUGUGAACUGUAGAUUAGCAGAAUGACAGAAUACUGGAAAUCCCAAGCUCGCAAAUAUUGUGAAUUUUGUAAAUGUUGGUUUGCUGACAAUAAAGUUUCAAUUUCUUUUCAUGAAGGUGGAAAACGUCACAAAGAAAAUGUGCAAAAACACAUAUCCCAGAUCACAAAGAAAAGCACUAAAGAAUUUAAACAAAAAGAGAAAAUUGAUGAUGACUUGAAAAAGAUGGAGGCAGCUGCCAUGGCUGCCUACUUGAAGGAUGUACAAAACAAUGCAGACCUCACCUCACAGAGUAUCAACAACAUGUUGGGUGUAAGCAGCUCCUCAGACAAAAACGAACCAGUUGUUGAGGUUCCACAAGCUCGGCCCGCUCCAGUUUGGCAUGAGGUCAAAGCUGAUGAUGGUUCAUACUUUUGGAACACAGAAACCAAUGAAACUACAUGGGAUCCUCCAGACCAUUAUUUAUCACUUGCUGAUCAGGAAAAAGAGAAACUGAAAGAAGAGGAAGCAAAGAAGAUUAAGAAAAAGCAAAAAGAACAGAAACAUAAAGAAGCUGUAGUGGAAGCGAAGGCACACCUCGCCCGCGAGAGCAUGCGAGCGCUGGCCGUCAAGAAGGAGCCCGCGCCGGCGCCGGCCGCGCACUUCGGGCCCCCGCCCCGCGCCGCCAACCCCUACGGCACGUGGAAGGCCGUUCAAAACAAACCAGUGGAGCAAAUCGACCUGCAGCUGCCGAAGCCCGACAAGGAAGUGCUGCCGCCGCCCGUCAUCAUGGAGCCCGAGGCCCGCGCCACGUUCGGCGAGCGCCGCGUCGACUCGCUCGGCGACGGCCCUGUCCAGUUCAAGAAGAGGAAACUCAACAACCCCAAACGGAACAUGCGGCAGAAGCUGGAUGAUGAUUGAUCACUGAUAAUAAUUAUGCUAUAAGUAUUUUUUUAAAUAAUUAUUU